Cherax quadricarinatus is the source of this 2671-nucleotide messenger RNA. RefSeq names its product arylsulfatase B. NCBI's taxonomy places the organism in Eukaryota, Metazoa, Arthropoda, Malacostraca, Decapoda, Parastacidae. The record is from RefSeq and is a predicted model, not a curated record.
CUCUCCCCCACAGGCGGAGGGCGCUGAUGCUCGCUAUGAAGACAGUCGUGUUGCAUCUGCUGGUGAAGCAGCAACCAUCCGCUAGUCGUGCAGCAGCAGUUGUCUGUCCGUCCCUCUAAAGAGGAAUUUUCAGCUAAACCACCAACCAUAUCAGACCAACAUGGCUUGGAGCAUGCAUCUGAGAAGAAUCGUCUGGGUGGUGGUGAUGGUCAUAACAUACACUGCCGCUACCCCCUUAACACCCUCUUCAUCAUCAACACCACCACCUCCAACGUCGCCAGGAACACCGCCGCCAGUACCACCUCAUAUUAUCUUCAUGGUUGCCGACGACCUUGGUUGGAACGAUGUGUCGUGGCACAACCCCCAGGUGUUGAUGCCACACCUGGAGUCCCUUGCCAGAGAUGGUAUCAUAUUGGAGCAGUCCUACGUCCAGCCCAUCUGCACCCCCACCCGCUCCGCUCUCCUCUCCGGUCGCUACCCCUUCACUAUCGGUAGGCAGAACAGCAUCCUGCAGCAUGCAGAACCCGUGGGUCUUGACCUGCAGUUGAAGCUCCUCCCGCAGGCGCUGAAGGAUGUUGGUUACCAAACUCACGCCGUUGGCAAAUGGCACCUUGGCUUCUGCUCAUGGGACUACACCCCCACCAUGAGGGGUUUCGACACCUUCUAUGGCUACUACACCGGUUCCGAGGACUACAACACUCACCAUAGGUCUCACGUCUUUGAGUCAUGUAAUACUUCUAAUGUGGACCACUGCAGCGACUUGGACGACGCUCCUGGAGGUAAGAAAGAAUGGCUGGACUUGAGGAACAACAAAACCCCGGACAGAAGCCAAGAUGGUGUCUACUCUACGUAUAUGUUCGCGUCAUACAUUGAGGAUCUACUGAGGACCAGAAACCCUGAGGAUCCCAUGUUCCUGUACGUGCCUUUCCAGAGUGUGCACGCCCCUCUCAUGGUACCUGAGAAGUACACAGAACCCUUCGUACACAUCAAAAACUCCUACCGACGCACCUACCUGGGCAUGGUAAGUGCCAUGGAUGAGGCAGUGGGACGGGUGGUGGAGGCACUCAAGAUCACUGGGCACUACGACAACUCCGUCAUCAUCUUCACUACUGAUAACGGUGGACCGACCAUCCACGGUGCCAACAACUGGCCUCUUCGGGGACACAAGGCUAACCUGUGGGAAGGUGGCACCCGGGGUGUGGCCUUCAUACACUCACCGAUCCUCCCCAACCCCGGCACCAUCAGUCACCAGCUGGUGCACGUCACUGACUGGUACAAGACGCUGGUGGGCCUGGCCAAGGGUGAGGCUCCGGAGGACAUUGACGGUGUGGAUCAAUGGUCCUCCUUCGUGGACUCGGCUCCCCCGCCCAGGACACACAUGAUAUACAACAUAGACAACACUACACAAUUUAAAGCUGCCGUCAGGAUUGGUAAGUACAAGCUUCUGGUAGGAUUCCCUGGCAAAGGAGAAUGGACACCCCCUCCAGAACUCAGACUUAACACUGUUGACGCCCCUCUGGGCCAACCAAAUGAGUCUCCGCCAUCGAGACAUCCUGGCCAGGGUCCUGUACUACCUCAGGUUUUACUUCCAACUGAGACAGAGGAUCCUAAAGAUGGUCAGUUGGAGAAAGAUUAUGAUGUAUUAAGUUCCUCUGAUAGUGUCAGGCGGAAAGGUGUUAAAUCAUCUCUAGAGGACCGAGCAUUAAAUUACCAUCAAGCCAACAGCUCCAGUAAAAUCAGGAAAUCCAGCCACAGGCACUUGAUCUCUACGAAGAGAACGGAUGCGGGCCCAUUCGUGUUUAUAUCCACCGUUCCAAAGUCUCGUGCCAGCAGUUCAUUAUCUGUAGACAUUGACGCCGAUAUCGACGCAGCAGACAUACUUUCACUGCAAGAUAAUAAAGGCAAACACAUCGAGAGUGCACAAAGUAAUGGAAGGGACACUAAAGACGCUAGAGAAGGCGAAGGAGUUGUUAAAAGAAAAACUAUAAGCGAUAACGUGUGGACGCAAGAGUUGGACGUUGCCAUACAGGAGUUGUUGCUGCAAAUUACUAAAAAGAACGACGCAAAGAUUAGACUCUACAAUGUUGAGGAGGACCCGGAGGAACGAGUGGACCUCGUGUCGGUGCACAUGGAGGUGGUGAAGAAGCUUCUUCAGUACCUCGUGGAGGAGUUACCACGGUACGUGCCUGCACACACACUACCUGAGGUGCCCGAAGCCAAUCCUGAUAACUUCGACGGUGUCUGGUCUCCAGGAUGGUGCUAGUUCCUCUAGAACGGUGCUAGUUCCUCUAGGAUGGUGCUAGUAUCUCUAGGAUGAUGCUAGUGUCUCUAGGAUGGUGUUAUUGUCUCUAGGAUGGUGCUAUUGCCUGUAGGAUGGUGCUAGUGCCUCCAGGAUGGUGCUAGUACCUACGAGAUGGUGCUAGUGCCUCCAGGAUGGUGCUAGUACCGCUGAGAAGUUGUUAGUGGCUCCAGACUAGCGCAGUUACCUCUGCAAAAUCUCUCAGUAACCCCAGGGUGAGACUAGUGCCUGCAGAAUAGUUCUAGUAGCUCCAGAAUGUUGCUAGUAGACCUCGGAUCUGGCUUCUCUGUAUUUCUAAAACUUGUUUGGUAUAAUUUUAAAAUCUUAAUUGUGCGUUGUGUUUUACUGGCUAAAAAUAAAAAAUUUAUUCUG